UCAUAAACCAAAUAUUUUCUCUAAGCAACAACCAAUAGCUAUUCUUUUAUGCAUGAGUUGAUUCCCAGAAAUUUGGUGAUAAAAAAAAAAAAAAAAUUAACUUUGAAAACUUCCAGAUCUUGCAGGGUGAUUGCUCUGUUCUCUUGUAACGCUUCUUUCAUCCUCAUGUACCAAUCGAUGAUUAACCGUAUUAAUCAAUUAGUUGUUAACAAUAUCAUUUAAGUAUACGGCUUUGUACUGGUGUUUUCUUGUCCUUAUUAGUACUUCAUUGACUAUAAUAAAUAAAUAAUAACUAUUAUCAUUAGCCAAAACCGUGGAUAGAUUAAUGUAAACAAAAAAAUCAGUUCCAUUCUAGAGAAAAUGAAAAUUAAACGAAAAAACACAAACAAAUCAAAGAAGAGGGAAAAAAAAAAUGUUGGAGUUGAGCAAGUCAUUAUAAAAUAAUGAGGAGUAGGUAUUGAAUGUUCUUAUUAUAAUCACCACUAUCUACCAUGUCUCUUUCCAUUAGUUCAAUGCUAGCUAGCUUUCAUAUCUUUGACCUUGUUUUGUCGUUGUAUAUGUCAAAUAACUAGGUGUAAAAACAGCGGUUUAAUCUCUAUUAUCAAUCAAAUAAUUGAAAUUUAGAGAAAACAAUAUAAUGUCGUAUGUAAGCCAGUAAGCUAAACAUCCGAAUUGGUGCGCAUGAACUCAACAUCCGAAUUUUCCCUUAUUUUGUAGAACUACAUGUCUAUCUGGACUUCAUUCUCUAACCCAGUUGAGAGACAUAGUAUCGAUUCCCUCUUCACAAUCGACGUUCCAUGCUCGCCUAGAUGAAUUGACUACCCUUCAAUGUUGCUUACAAGAUCAAAUAUAACGAGGGUGAACAGAGUUAUCAAUAUUAACACUUAUCUAUUCUCUAACUGUAUUUUCACCCAUAAUCCGUCUCAUGGAGCACACCAAGAGCCAACAUCUAUAAAAAAAAGAUAACUAAAAGCCAAAUUGUCACAUAUAUAUUUGGUAUAUCAUAAUCAAAGUACUGGAAAUUUUAAAGCGCGUUUACAUGAGCUAUUAAGCUGUUAUAUGAAUGAUUGCCAUUUGCAUGCAAUAAUCGAUAAUAAUAAAAAAUACCACCUCACCAACCCUCUUAUAAGUCAUAUAUAUGAUAUAAAGUACCCAAAAAUGAAAUGUCAAAGUGGUCUAUUAUUGUCUAAAUUAAAGAUGGAAUUAAAGGUGAUGGAGACCAACAAAAUAAGGGUGAGCAUCAAUCGAUUCGGUUCAAAACUGAAUCGAAUUGAGAUAGGAUCGGAUCAAGAACAUGAGAAAAAAAAAAUGCGGAUCAGAACCGGGCCAGAAAUAUGCUUGGUUCUUUGGUUUGAUUCCAUCCGACCCAAAUUCAAUUUCGCUCCAUUUUUCCUUACUUAAAAUAAUUUAUAGGAUCAAAACCAAAUCGAAAUAUAUUCGAUCCGAUCCGACCCAGUCCAAAUAUCGGUUCGGUUAACCAGAUCGAUUGCCCUAUGUAGUGGGAAACCACCAAUAGGAAUCGUUGAAAUACAGUGAGAUUCGGCUGCUUUGGGAAAAGAUUAUAUGUAACAACUCUCAUAUAGAUAUAAGAUAUGCAAAUUUUCUUGGCAUCCAGGCUGUAUAUUCAUCCACCAAAUAAUUACAAUACUAUAAUAUAUCUCUUGUCCAGCAAAAAGUCAUUGACGACAACCCUAUAUAAAGGCCUUUGCUAUCCUUUUCAUUCUUCAUCAACCAAACAUCCCAUUCUUCAGAAGAUGGGAACUUCAACUAGAAGAACUCAUCAGUUACUUUGUGCUUUGGCAUUCUGCCUUGUAGCCGCCACCACCACCACAACCAAUGUGGCUGCCGAUGGCUACAACAAUAAGCCUUACAUCUAUGCCUCUCCGCCACCACCGGUGAAGUCUCCACCACCGCCCUACCACUAUUCAUCACCUCCUCCUCCUAAGAAGUCUCCCCCGCCUCCUUAUCAUUACAGUUCUCCCCCACCUCCGAAGAAGUCUCCUCCACCACCAUAUCAUUACAGUUCUCCCCCACCUCCUAAGAAGUCUCCACCGCCACCAUAUCAUUACUCAUCCCCUCCUCCUCCUAAGAAAUCUCCACCACCACCGUAUCAUUACAGUUCUCCUCCACCUCCUAAGAAGUCUCCACCACCACCAUAUCGUUAUAGUUCUCCACCACCUCCUAAGAAGUCUCCACCGCCACCAUACCAUUACUCAUCCCCCCCACCUCCGAAGAAAUCACCACCGCCACCAUAUCACUACAGUUCUCCCCCACCUCCUAAGAAAUCUCCACCACCACCAUAUCAUUACAGUUCUCCCCCACCUCCUAAGAAGUCUCCUCCACCACCUUACCAUUAUUCAUCUCCUCCUCCUCCCAAGAAAUCUCCACCGCCACCAUAUCAUUACAGUUCUCCCCCGCCACCUAAAAAGUCUCCACCGCCACCAUACCAUUAUUCAUCUCCUCCACCUCCUAAGAAGUCUCCCCCGCCGCCAUAUCAUUACUCAUCCCCUCCUCCUCCUAAGAAGUCUCCACCGCCACCUUACCAUUACUCGUCCCCUCCUCCUCCUAAGAAAUCUCCACCGCCACCAUACCAUUACUCAUCUCCUCCACCUCCUAAGAAGUCUCCCCCGCCGCCAUAUCAUUACUCAUCCCCUCCUCCUCCUAAGAAGUCUCCACCGCCACCUUACCAUUACUCGUCCCCUCCUCCUCCUAAGAAAUCUCCACCGCCACCAUACCAUUAUUCAUCUCCUCCUCCUCCCAAGAAAUCUCCACCGCCACCAUAUCAUUACAGUUCUCCCCCGCCACCUAAAAAGUCUCCACCGCCACCAUACCAUUAUUCAUCUCCUCCACCUCCUAAGAAGUCUCCCCCGCCGCCAUAUCAUUACUCAUCCCCUCCUCCUCCUAAGAAGUCUCCACCGCCACCUUACCAUUACUCGUCCCCUCCUCCUCCUAAGAAAUCUCCACCGCCACCAUACCAUUACUCAUCUCCUCCACCUCCUAAGAAGUCUCCCCCGCCGCCAUAUCAUUACUCAUCCCCUCCUCCUCCUAAGAAGUCUCCACCGCCACCUUAUUAUUACUCGUCCCCUCCUCCUCCUAAGAAAUCUCCACCGCCACCAUACCAUUACUCAUCUCCUCCACCUCCCAAGAAGUCUCCACCACCACCAUAUCAUUACAGUUCUCCCCCACCUCCUAAGAAGUCUCCACCGCCACCAUAUCAUUACUCAUCCCCUCCUCCUCCUAAGAAAUCUCCACCACCACCGUAUCAUUACAGUUCUCCUCCCCCUCCUAAGAAAUCUCCGCCACCACCGUACCAUUACUCAUCCCCUCCUCCUCCUAAGAAGUCUCCUCCGCCACCCUACCAUUACUCAUCCCCUCCUCCACCUAAAAAGUCUCCUCCACCACCAUAUCAUUACACUUCACCUCCUCCUCCCGUCAAGUCUUCACCAUCUCCCUACUACUAUUCAUCGCCCCCUCCUCCAUCGCACUAUUAAGGUCGCACUACCUUCUUGAGAUCGAGACAAACCAUGGCAUCAUUGGAUUUGAAUGAUUAAAUGCUUUCAGCUUGAAGUAAUAUUAUUGUUUUGAUUUGUGUUUAUUCAUCAUAAUAAAUUAAAGGAUCCACAAAGAAGAUCUAUAUAUAUGUAUUUCGGUUCAAUAUUCGGUAUUCUAGUUUUCUUGUAUUGCCAAUGUAAUAAAUGAAAAAUCAAAGAAGAGAUUGGUAUAAAUAAUUUCCUAAUCGCUCGUUCCUAGUCCUAGAACCUACAAUAUUUUUGUUAUCAUGUUUUUUAAAAAAGAACGUCUCACCCUAAACUUUUUUACCUGAAUUAUCAAGAUAGAAACCAAGUCCAUACAUAUAUUGGAAUUUGAUAAGCAUCUAAUCAUGUGUCUUAGUACGAGGUUAUAAGCAGUCUAUCUCUAUCCACUCGAGUUAGCCAAUAUCGUUGGUGAUGGAUCGUAGUGCUACAUUCGGAUUUUGGAAGAACAAUAACACUUCAAAAUUUUUUUGGUGUGAAACGGGACGCUAAAAGACAUCCCAACCUUUACGUACUAACAAAACACUGUCAACUUACAACCAGCAACACGUUAAAUUCAUUUCAGUUAACGAAAACCUCUAUGAAAAAUACUAAAUAUGUCGCUUGCGCGGAAGCUCGAAUUUUUUUUGUAGUUUCGCUGGAAUAUCCUUAUCCUUAUCCUUCUGUACCUUAGCUAGCAGCCUCUCGUGGACUUUAACGGGUGCAAAAGUUUGACCUUGCCUCUCUAAAUAAAUAAUAAUGUGACAUGUGAAGAAAUUCGGUGUAACCUUGAGAUUCAAAAUUGAUAUAUGAUAAGCAUGGCUCCGAACAAGAAAUUAGUAUAGUGUUGGAACUGAAAUGAAGAUCAAGAAGUUACUAACCCAUUGAAGUUCAGUCGUACCACACCAUGGACAAUAAUACGCGAUACUCGUCCUCAGUGCUAGAGCGAGCAAACAAAUCCACUGCUUUCAAGAGACCCAAAUCCAUAUAUGAUCACUACUCAAUCGACUAGCUAGGCAAGGUAGGGACAAAUCUAUCGCUUAUCGUAUCGAAUUUCUUUCAUACUUCAUGUUCAAGGGAAUGAGUAUGACUACCUUACUGUUCACAAUCAUUUAAAACUUAAACACUUACGAUUUUACGCUUCUAGAUCACCAAAACGUUUCUACAUAGAAACUCGCUUUUGACUACAUUGUCUUCGACAAGAUCGUCGCCGAGCUUGUUGUUGUUGAUCGUAGGAUCCGCCAUGGCGCGUGCAGAGGCGGAUUUGAAAGAAGAUAAUUAAAGGCACGCCCUGUUGAGUUAUGUAAUUAUAUAUUGUGGACAAUUAAGGGCUGUUCGACUUCUAUUCCUCCCAGCAGGACUCGGCUAGGGUUAAUUAAUAAGUAGCUGUAAUUAUUGAUGAUGGUGCCACGUAACACGUAACGUGACUCUCACACGAAUCGAACAAAGAAAUUCGAGAAUGACUUUUAGAACGAGAAGAGAAAUGGACUUAGAAUUACGAAGAGAAAUAAAGAGGAUCGAAGAACUGACUACUAAACUAUACUUGGGUUCCAAUCUUCUCAUGACAUUAAACGGAUGAACUAGUACAUAUUUAUAGGCAUAGAAGCCUCUACCCUUUUCUAUCUGGAACAUGACUCAUAUUCCUACAAGGAACUAACUAACAAUAACCAAAUCCUACGUGAACAAGAAAAUUACUAAUAAAGACAAUAACAAUAAUAAGACUACUAAUACUAAAACUGUAACACCCUACCCUAUACGUUUUGCCUAAUCAUAUUGUUCAUACAAUUGCAGCGGAAUUAAUCUCGGGUGUUACAUUAAUUAUCAAAAUUUACCCAAAUAAAAUUUCGACAUGAAUUACUCGCGUAAUGGGCUAACAGUUCUUGCAACUUAUCCUGCAAAAUAAUUCAUCUGAAUCCAUGCAUUCAUAGACAAACACAUAUACUCACAACCAUAUGCAUUGGCUUUUCAUAGCCAUAGUCACAGUUUCAUACUACACAACUGCAUACCAUACUUAUACAUACCAUAAUCGUCACAACUUACACAGUUACACAAAUAUACACAUAUCCUCAACUUUCCACACCUGUGGAUAUCUCACACUACAUCAGAAGCUAGUAUGCACAUGAAAAACGUUCUGAAAACAUUUUUUUACAAAAAGGUGUGGAUCACUGGCCAAAAUCCCGAGUAGUAGUCCAAGCACAGAAUAGUUGAAGACCAUACCUCAUCCUGGCUUCAACUCUAGCUCCUCUCCCACCUAACACUUAUCUACUGCUGCUGCUGAUGAUAUGCUUACACAUAGCAUAAGCAGAGAAGAAGAAUAAAAGAGGGUCAGCUCAUAGCUGAGUGAGAUAAUCAUAGCAUCGUGAGUUCAUAACAGAGCAUACCCCUACCAUACAUCUAGAAAACAAGCCAAAACACUAGGAUCGGACCUCAGCCAUCCUCAUAUCCCAAUAGGCAAAAGACUCAACCACCUUGACUUAUGCAUAUGCAUCUUAUCAUGUUUUACUCAUAGGCGCCUGGCUACUCCCAUGCUAAUAACUCUCCCGGGAAACAUACCCCACAUCCCGUCGGAUGUAGUCAUACAUACCCCCAACAUCCCGUCGGAUGUGGUCAUACAUACCCCACACCACUAUGGGUGUAGUCAUACCCCGACACCGCUCUGGGUGUGGUCAUAUCUCAUAAGAAUUCUUCAGUCACCACCACAUGAGAGGUGUGACUAUCAUACAUAUCAUAAUAGAGUAAUAGCAUAGGGAGCCCUAAUUACUACGUAAUUGACCGUGAGACCACAACACUCAUAUUUGGUAUCCUUAUACAUGAUUCAUAUCUCAUCUUGCUUAAUCAUAAUUCGUUACUUGCACAUGUAUUUGACCUGGCCAUAAUUGGCUCAACAUAGGUAAAUCAGGAGUCGUAUAAUUGCACUUCCUCGGGAUAAACCCUCGUGCAAGUCAUCCUCCUUAAAACAUCAUAAUAUCACCUUGGGAAGUUUAUUCCCCCACUUAUGGAUCCAAAUACAACCAUAAUAUCACACCAUGUCAAAACCCCUUAUCGAACAACCAUGAAGUCAUAUCAAUAGUUAAGCCACAAAUGGCAACAUGUAUGCAAUCAUCCACAUAAACAAGGUUCAUAUCCAUUAGGGCAAGUCAAUAAUAUCAUACAACAAUCCAGGGUUCAACAUAUAGCACAAAAGUCCAUACACCCCUAAUCAUGCCAUUCUAGUUCACCUAGAUCAAUUCUAAGCAUCAAUAUAAUUAUCGUGAUACG
This is a messenger RNA of Linum trigynum, 6770 nucleotides long. Lineage: Eukaryota; Viridiplantae; Streptophyta; Magnoliopsida; Malpighiales; Linaceae. The record is from the annotation of a GenBank genome assembly.